Molecule: messenger RNA, 1552 nt
Organism: Hymenoscyphus albidus
Lineage: Eukaryota; Fungi; Ascomycota; Leotiomycetes; Helotiales; Helotiaceae
Source: the annotation of a GenBank genome assembly
GUAAAAUACCAUGGCCCAUGGCCCAUGGCCCAUGGCACUUGCAAAAAAGACCGCUCGGCGCGAACCUGCAUAUCGUGGGGUCGGGCUUGCCGUGCGUUCCUUUAUCAAUAUAUAUUCUACGACAGGGUCCAGCAAGUUGAUGCUGGUGAAAUUAUCCAUAUUGUACUCUUACUUCUUCAUCUCGUUAGCUCGGCCGUCCGCCUAUAAGCUACAGCCACCAACCCCCUCGGCUGUCGAAUACCAACUACGAGUGAACUUUGGUCCCAUCUUCCAUCUUCAGCUUCUUCAGCUACUGGUACUGCUGCUCCAACUGGUGACUCAAUCACUUUUUGAUAUUUAAACCAAUAAUCCACUGCUUCGCCAGCAUCUUUCCUUCCGCUCACUCUUUGUUCGCUUGCGUUGGACAAUCACACCACCUGCACCCAUAUCUCGCUUCGCUUCUAGUACUUAUCACCCCGCGUCAUCUUCUCUUCUUCUCCAUCUUCUCCCAGCCUUCGGAAACCACACUCAAAAAUUCAAAGGAACGCACGCUUUCGAGAUGCACGCCACAACUAUUGCAACAGUCUUCCUGACUGCUUUCAUCUCUUCAAUUUCCGCACAAAAUGUCACUACUGGCGCCCUAGGAAAUGCUACCGUUGUCGAAAACAACCCACCUGGAGUAACCUAUGUCGCGUCUCUCCCCGAGAAACGAUUCUUCAACCCAAAAGAUCCCCGCGGCAACGUCAAGGGCUCCAUCUCUGCUACCGCCAACCCCAAUGGAAUCGGUGUCACAUUUAACGUCGAAUUCGAGAACUUACCUCUUACCGGAGGACCAUUCAGUAUGUUGAUAUUCACUUCCUGAACCUCCGCAAUCAUUACUGACUUUUGAAAGGUUACCAUAUUCACGUUGAUCCCGUUCCAGCUGAUGGCAACUGCACCAAGACACUUGCACAUCUAGACCCUUUCAUCCGUGGCGAGGUAAAUCCCUCCCCCAAAGCCAGUUCACAUCUCCUCGAUCUCAACUAACAUGAUCACAGGUCACACCCUGCAACCGCAACCUCCCACAAACAUGUCAAGUUGGUGAUCUCAGCGGCAAGACUUCAGACAUCCGAUCGGAUCCUUUCCAAGCAACCUACAUCGAUGACUUUGCGUCCACGACUCAAGGCCUCGGUUCCUUCUUUGGAAACCGCUCCUUCGUUCUCCAUUACGCUAAUAAGACGCGCAUUACAUGUGCCAACUUCGUUCUGAAGGCUAGCAAUACCACGUCUGGCAAUGUAACAGGAACACCUACUGGCGCACCCUCACAGUACACAGGAGGCGCCGUUCAGAAAGCUGCCUCGCUGGGAGCUGUUGCUGGUGUCAUGGUCGCUGCGCUAUUAUUGUAAUGAUGUUGUCCACCAUGGAGGAUUUCAGCAAUGGACGUGUACAAAAUCUGAAAAAUGGGAUAGAGGUUGGCGUUUGCGACUCCGAUGAAUGAUUUUUCCGGAGACUUAACGGGGAUGAUUCAGAGUCAGAGGUUGUGGGCUGUAAUGACGGUGAUUAACUGGGGGUUCCAGGCGUAAUGAUAAUUAGA